AUGUGGGAUUACAAGUUUGCCAGAGACAACCCCAUCUACUUUUCCCACUUAUUUGUUGCGUACUCAAAGGAAAUGGUGCUGUCCGAAGAGGAGGCGAGCGCCAGGACGCGCGGCUUUCCACGGCUGAAGACCCAGGAGGAGGAGGAGCAGUUGGCGGCGCAGCGGCUGGCGGUGCCGUCGCCCCUGCCGCGCAUCCUCAAGGAGUUCACGAAGGCGGCCAUCAGGACGCAGCCGUACGACCUGCUGCGCUGGUCGGCCGCCUACUUCGCGGCGCUGGCCACCGGCCUCGAGCCGCCGGUCAAGGAGCGCCUCGAGUUUCCGCCGCUGGAGGCGCCCGGAGGCCUCACCCCCGGCUACCUGCGGGUGCUGCACCGCCAGCAGGGCGACGCGCCCUUCGUGCAGUACGAGCAGCUGUUGAAGCGCUGGAAGGGCCUGUGCCUGGGGGUCGAAGCCCUCGAUACCAUUUGGAGCCUCGUCGCCACUGAAGAGCAGCACGAGGUUCCGUGGCUGCACAUCGUCUCGGCCGGCAGCGGACUCAUUUCUCAGUCUCCGCUGCAAACGAUGGUGCUGGUGUGCGAAACCCUGACAACCGAGCCGGAAGGAGCCUCGGCGUGCGUUUCGAUGACCACAUUCGAGCCGCUCUACCUGCACGUGUCCCAGCUGGACCACCCUGGGCUGCCAGGGAUUGGACCUGCAGUCGGCAUUGACGUCACCGGGCCCCUCCUCGAGCACCUCAGGGCCGUGGCCGCCGAGCAGGGAGGAAACGUCACUCCGAGGAAUCUGGCUCACUUCAACUGCCCGAAGCUGUACUAAAAUUAGGAAUUAGUCAUCGAUA
Messenger RNA from Cloeon dipterum, 835 nucleotides. Its product is annotated as ropporin-1-like protein. The record is from RefSeq and is a predicted model, not a curated record. NCBI's taxonomy places the organism in Eukaryota, Metazoa, Arthropoda, Insecta, Ephemeroptera, Baetidae.